AUAAGCGCGAUGUUGGGAGUUGCAGGCAUUAGUAACAAUUUGGAUCUCGUUUAAGACGAAACAUUACUUAGUGCAAUAGUUUUUCCUCUUUAAUCUCAGAAAACCAACAGCUCAACCAUGCGCAUGUUUGUUUUUCCUUGUCUCGCUUUGUGCGUGGCAAUGGUCAGUUGCAGUGAAGAAUCGAAUUCGGUGACCAAAGACGAUGAUAGUAAACAGCUUGAGAAACGUGGAUUACACAGUUUCGGUGACUACGGUCACAGCGGCCACCAUGAACAUGUUAAGACUGUUACCAUUGAAAAGAAGGUUCCUGUACCGUAUACGGUUACGAAGCACAUACCUUAUACAGUGGAAAAGAAGGUGCCCUAUGAAGUUAAGGUUCCUGUACCCGAACCAUAUUAUGUUGAAAAGAAAGUCCCUGUCCACGUUAAGGAAUACGUAAAAGUUCCAGUCCAUGUACCUAAGCCUUAUGAAGUUAUUAAAAAGGUUCCUUAUGAAGUUAAAUAUCCAGUGGACAAACCUUACGAAGUAAAGGUGUCCGUACCACAACCCUACGAAGUGAUUAAGAAGAUACCUUAUGAAGUUAAGGUGCCCGUACCACAACCCUACGAAGUGAUUAAGAAAAUACCUUAUGAAGUCAAAGUGGAAAUACCUGUACCUAAACCAUAUGAAGUCAUCAAAAAGGUACCCUAUGAAGUUAAAGUACCCGUUGAGAAACCCUAUCCCGUUGAAGUGCCUAAACCAUAUCCGGUCGAAGUUGAGAAACCAUAUCCGGUGGUAGUUGAAAAGAAGGUUCCUUAUGAAGUUAAAUAUCCCGUUGAUAAACCAUACAAAGUCGAAGUGGAGAAACCCUAUCCGGUACAUGUAAAAGUACCAGUGCCCCAACCCUACACGGUCGAGAAGAAAGUCCCCUAUACCGUUGAGAAAGCAGUUCCCUAUGAAGUUAAAGUGCCGAUUGAGAAACCCUAUCCCGUCUAUUCGGAAGUGAAAGUGCCUUUGCAUAAAGAGAUACCCAUACCAGAGAAAUAUCACGUUGAAGUGCCAAUCUUUCCACAUAAAGAAGAAUCUCAUCACGAAUAUCACUCACACAAAUAAAUAAAAUGCUUUCCAAUAACUUGAACUGAAUAACUUUGCAAUCUAUCUAUCAUCAUUCUGAAAAGAAGAAUAAAGGCAACAGCAAUUAUCAAUAAUAACAACAACAGCAACAACAACAACAACAACAGCAACAACAACAACAACAAUAAUAAUACAAUUAACAACAGCAACAAGGAUCAUAUGUUUAUCACUGCCAACACAGAACGCGAUUACAAGUGGAAAAUAGACAAUAAAGCUUUUGCAUGAUCAACAACAACAUCUAAAAAGUAAAAG
Molecule: messenger RNA, 1365 nt
Organism: Glossina fuscipes
Lineage: Eukaryota; Metazoa; Arthropoda; Insecta; Diptera; Glossinidae
Gene: Vajk4
Product: skin secretory protein xP2
Exons: 2
Coding region: 118-1092 (324 amino acids)
Source: RefSeq, a predicted model, not a curated record